GGAGUGCGAGAGAUUCAUAUCUCAAUUAGGGUGUUGAGGGGGCAGUGGUUGGUUGAUCUCGAUGGCGGUGGAAGCGACGAGGAUGAGAGGGACGGUGGAGACCUUCUCCGAUCAGAAGGGUUACGGAUUCAUCAAGCCGGACGGAAACGGCGAUUCGCUGUUCGUUCAUCAGACGGCGAUCAAGGCAGAGGGCUACCGGACCCUGUACAAAGAUCAGACGGUUGAAUUUGAGGUAGUCAAGAAGGGUGACAGGUUUCAGGCGAUCGAAGUGACUGGACCUAACGGCGCCCUGCUUGAGGAACCGCGAUCCAGAGGGAAGGGCCUUGGAUACGGUGGUGGUGAGAAUAGGAGGAGCGGGAAUGAUUAUGGAAGUGGUGCUGAUCUUAGGAGGAAUGGAAGUGGGUAUGGAGGUUCCGGCGGCGGGCGUUGUUUUAAUUGUAAUCAGACUGGACAUUUGGCUAGGGAUUGCGAGCAGAGUGGUGGUGGUUCUAUCAGGAGGAACGGGAACGGAUAUGGCGGCGGGGCGGAGUGCUUUAAAUGUAGGCAGAUUGGUCAUUUAGCUAGGGAUUGUGACCUGAAUAACCAAGAUGGAGGUGUUGACUACAAUACUAAGAGCUUGAAUGGGUAUCGAGGAGGAGGGGGAGUAGAAUGCUACAACUGUAGAAAGAUUGGGCAUUUAGCCAAAGAUUGCGACCUGAACAGAGGCGGCAGCAGAGGUGGUGGUGGUGGUGGUAGUUGCUUCAAGUGUGGUGUGCCUGGGCACAUUGCAAGAGAUUGUGCAAGUGGUGGAGGUGGUGGCAGUGGAGGAAGUGGUGGUGGAAAGUGCUUUUCCUGUGGGGUACCGGGCCACUUUGCCCGGGACUGCCCUUCGUCUGGAGGUGACAAUGGUGGGAGGUUCAGAGGUGGCACAUCGAAUGAAUGCUUCAACUGCGGUGAUCCAGGUCAUUUUGCUAGAGACUGCACCCUAGAAGCCUAACUUUACCUUGCUAUUCCAUUCCUAUCAUCCGAAACAUAUUUUUUGAGUUUGCUCUCCAAUCUUUCUUGUUCAUCAUAAGUUUCAGCUACUUGCUUUACAGGUUUUCAUGGUAUUGAUUGCUGUUUUUAUACCUUUUUUGGUCUAAUACGCUUGCUCCAUGGAUUGGUUAUACAGUUAUAAUUGCAUUAUCUUUGAAUGUUGAAUAAAUAUGUUCUUGGUUU
Messenger RNA from Cuscuta campestris, 1197 nucleotides. The record is from the annotation of a GenBank genome assembly. Lineage: Eukaryota; Viridiplantae; Streptophyta; Magnoliopsida; Solanales; Convolvulaceae.